AUGAGUGGGUCCGAACCUAGCAAAUGGCUAGUGACUACUUUAGUCCAUGAUCGGAAAGUCAGUGGCGCAGACAUUGGACGUUUUCUUAACGCAAACCAGCAAUGCUUUGCAGUGGGAGUUGGAAGGACUGUUGUACUGCUGGAUGAAUCAAAAUUCUCUGAAAUCCGCCGAUUUGAUACAAGUGAAAUGUUGCAGUCUGUUAGAUUUGUGCGAUCAAAUAGUCAGACAGAAAACAGCAACCCCUUGAAUGCAACCACAUCAACUGCACCUCAAUCCCUUGACUCCCUAUUCACUGUGGCCUAUUCAGGAUCUGUUGAUUUGUGGAAGUACAACCAGGCAGACGGAUCCAUUUCGAAAACCGAACUAUUGGAUGCAGAACAUUCUGGAGAGCCUCCUUAUCACGUCUCGUCUUGUCAAGGAUCGUUCCUUGUUGUUGAUCGCCGCGGAAACUUUUUUAUGUGGAAUUCGAGUGAUUUGAGUCAUCCAGUUCUUGGAAAUGCUGGAAUCACCAAAAUUCGUUACGUUGGAAUGAUGAAUCCGUCGGAAUAUUUGAUCCUAGCAAGAACUGUUAAUAUGGGUACCCGAGUGAAACAAUAUAACCUUGGAGGACGAGCUGUUGAAAGAUCCUUUGAGACAGCUUUUAACAUUGUCUUGCCAAACGUUUUUAAGAACACGCAUAUGCUUAUCGGAUCCAACACUAUCAUGUUUGCCUCCAGAGAUGCCACUGUUUGUACUGUUUUGAUUGGAGACAAUGCGGGUAGAAUGUUCUUGGGCCAAUUCCGUCGAUCGGAUUCCACCGGACCCGUGAACUAUGAAAUCCGCUGUAUUGGUGCUGAGAGAACACGCCCGACUUUGCUAACCGCACUCAAGCACAACUUGGUUUUCGUGGCCACCCGCAACGGAGCGGCGGGGUUUGUUCGAGUUGGUAUGCAACACAAUAAGAAAUACAUGCAUGUCAGAAAUAUUGAUGAAUGUGAGAAAAUCAAUGACCUGGUUUCUGUUGAGACCGAUAUCGAAUCUUACCUCGUUGCCGCCUGUGGACAAGAAAAUAGUGGAGUCGUUCGCGUGUUCAAACGAUCAGUUCGUUUUGAACAACAUCAAUCCUAUCAUUUUCCUAAUAUCCAACGAAUUUUCUCAGUGCCACAAGUUCUUGGUUCAAACGAAAAUGAAUUUUCCGAUAUGUUGGCGCUUUCGAGGAAAGAUGACACAAGAUAUAUUGUUCAUAAUGGUACACAAUUCGAGACAUGGGAUCAAGGAAGGCCGUUCAGCAAUCUCGAGACAAUUCAUCUGGCAUACUUGGUACACCACAAGUGUAUUGUCCAAGUCAUUCCACCGGGCGUAAUCGUUUUCAAGUAUAACGAUGCCACAAACCAAUGGACACAGUUGUGUAGCUACCGUAGCCCUAUUGGAACCAUCAAACUAGCUGACGUUGAUGUCGUGUCCGGUAAUAUUAUUACGUGCAGUGGAAACGAAGUGUCGAGAGUUAGAUUUGGACAAGAACAAGGAAAGCCAGCCUUCCGGGAGAAACGGCGAAAACUCGAUCAAAGUGAAAUUGAUUAUGGAAAAGAUAGCCAAGAAGAUAGUCAAGAAGCAGGAACUAAAGUCGUUACAUGUCUCGCACUACUUUCAAAGGAUACUGUCAACUACACAGCCUCGUCGGAGCAUGUACUUCUAGCACUGGAACACUCAUCUACGAUUCUUGUUUGGAACGUUCGAACAUUACUCUCGGCAAUGAAAUUCUAUACAAAUAUCUGCUCACCCAUCUCAAUAACAUCUUGGAUUGAUAACUUUGUCGUGGCUGAUAGAACUGGAGGAUUGUACAGAUGCUCAGAGUACAGUGUGGCUAAUCAACACCAAGGAACGUGGAAGAUGAUUUCCACUCGAGCUGCGGAAACAUUUCACAAUAUGAACGGAUUUGCCAUCACUGCAUCUACAUAUCCGCGAAUCAUCUUCAGUAAAGUUGGCAAGUUGGAGACACAACAACUAGGUCUCGACCAUAUCUUUGGAGCAGCUGCCGUGCGUGUCAAAAAUCAUGGAGUACUGUAUGUGUUGGCCACCGACAACAACGUGAACAUGGGAAAACUUCUUAACAGGGCGCAAACAGUCAAUGUCGAUGAAAAGCCUGAGAAAUUGGCUUUCCAAAAGAAAACAAAGACUAUUGCUAUGGUCACAUCGCGUCGUCCUGAAAACGGGACUGCAAUUAUUCGUCCUCACCGACUGUUUAUUCUCGAUGCUGCUUCGUGCCAACAACUAACAGUUUUGAACCUUGAUCAUGAAGAGAAAUUUAUUUCAAUUACAUCUGGUCAGUUCGGGCGCAAUCAAAUUGAGUAUUUUGCAAUGGCUUCUAUCCUGAAAUGUUAUACUGAUGAAGCUCAGAAUCGCGUCUCUCUAUUCAAGUUUGACGUACGAAGCAACACUUGCAAAAUGACUCACUAUUUGAUCAUUCCUGAUGCGCCGAAAUUCCUCAAAUUUGACAGAUACAAUCUCUUCGUGCUCACAGCAGACAAAAAACACACAGUUUCAUUGACGAACGGGAAACUCAUAUUUGCGGCGACAAUCGAUGUGACCGGAGAAGUUGCUCAAGAAGUUGCUUCUAGACCAGUUCAACCAAAUCUAGUGAGGGCAGCUAUCUCCGACGACAUGAUCACCGUUGUCGACGCCAAUUAUGAACAAGACCAGUGUUACCUUGACAGUCGAUUCAUAAACGAAACGCUCAAAAUUGGAAGAGACAAUCUUCCCCGUGGAUCGUACUGGCUUGGUGCAGUUCCGACACUGCUGAAAUCGGAUAAAAUAAUCUUCGAUGAACAAGAAAUGUUCUUCGAGGAACAUAUCUUUGCAUCUGGUGAACAAUUGUAUUUUGCUACGGGUUCGGGAGCAAUUGGAAGUGUGCUUCGUUUGAAUGCACGGUGGAGCCGUAUGCUCCAUGACCUCGUCAAUGCCGCAAGGACACAACCCUUGCGCGGAGAUCUGGCGAUUCUCCAGCAACUCAAUUAUGAGCGACGAGGUCGUUCGCCAUCUGAUUACAUUGACGGAGAUGUUCUAACUUCGGAUAUGUUCUCAACACCUACGAUGAUUCGUCAAAUUAUCGAUACAAUUGAUGACAGUGUCAAAAUGCAAUGGAGAAACGGCUCGGGAAAGCAACCUACUAAUGAUUAUGUCAUCGAAUGGAUCUUGCGCCUCCGUGAGAUGUUCGUAUUCUCCGAGUACUGA
This is a messenger RNA of Caenorhabditis remanei, 3210 nucleotides long. RefSeq lists its product as uncharacterized. The record is from RefSeq and is a predicted model, not a curated record. The transcript has 9 exons. Gene Ontology annotation, cellular component: nucleus. The coding region runs from base 1 to 3210 and encodes 1069 amino acids. Lineage: Eukaryota; Metazoa; Nematoda; Chromadorea; Rhabditida; Rhabditidae. Gene Ontology annotation, molecular function: protein binding.